AUGAGCGCGUCUGAGUUCGAUGCUUCUGACACUUUCGUCAAUGCCACCUCAGACGCUUGGUCUACUGAUAUGUUCCAUUUCACAACGAACAUCUCGUCCAAGGUGGCCUUUGGCAUCCGCCGUGCCAGUGCUGGAGACUAUCUUACCCAGCACAUUCUGGGCCUUGGAGCAAACUCUACUCUUCUGAGUAUGCUCAAGGAGGCUGGAAUCAUCGCAUCUCGUUCCUGGUCGAUGUAUUGGGGCAACUCUGGAGCGCCCGAAACACAGAACGACGGAGUAUUCGUCUUUGGAGGCUACGACAACACUAAAGUCACGGGGAAGAAUUACUCGUUCCCGCUUAUCUAUGACAGUCAUUGCAUCUCUGGAAUGGUUGUGUCAAUAACUGAUAUCUCGCUUACCUUUCCCAACGGCACCAAAGCCGAUCUAUUUGAUUCUGCCUCAAGUCUCCUGAGAGCGUGUAUCAUGCCGGAUUACCCUGUUCUUAUGACACUCCCACGCGAUCCCUAUUACCAAACUCUACAGUUCGUCGCGGGCAUCUCGGAAGUUCCUGAAAAACACUCUUUUGGUCUCAACUUUUACGGUGAAACUUAUUCGUCCGAAUACGAGUCAGUUGAUGACAACCCCGAGCCUUAG
Aureobasidium vineae is the source of this 633-nucleotide messenger RNA. NCBI's taxonomy places the organism in Eukaryota, Fungi, Ascomycota, Dothideomycetes, Dothideales, Saccotheciaceae. The record is from the annotation of a GenBank genome assembly.